This is a messenger RNA of Sapajus apella (tufted capuchin), 1590 nucleotides long. Its product is annotated as putative inactive carboxylesterase 4. Bases 156 to 1070 code for a protein of 304 amino acids. Lineage: Eukaryota; Metazoa; Chordata; Mammalia; Primates; Cebidae. Gene Ontology annotation, cellular component: endoplasmic reticulum; lipid droplet. Gene Ontology annotation, molecular function: carboxylic ester hydrolase activity. The record is from RefSeq and is a predicted model, not a curated record. The transcript is spliced from 6 exons. Gene Ontology annotation, biological process: lipid catabolic process.
GCCCAGGGAGACCUGGGUAAAAGGAGGGUGUUUCUGAUAUCUGACAAUGAGGAAAUGGGCAGCGCAGGGCAGGCCUGCCCUCUGGGGCUGAACAGGGCAGUCCCUCUGAGUUGCACGGAGACCUCGCAGACCCCGGGAGCUGUCGCCCUUCCAGGAUGUGGCUCCGUGCUCUUUUCCUGGCCACCCUCGCCGGUUCCACGACUUGGGCAGGGCACCAUUCCUCGCCACCUGUGGUGGACACCAUGCAUGGUAAAGUCCUGGGGAAGUUCAUCAACUUGCAAGGAUUUGCACAGCCUGUGGCCGUUUUCCUGGGAAUCCCUUUUGCCAAGCCUCCUCUUGGACCCCUGAGGUUUACUCCACCACAACCUGCAGAGCCGUGGAGCUUCGUGAAGAAUGCCACCUCUUACCCUCCUAUGUGCUCCCAAGAUGCCGUGGCGGGGCAGGUGCUCUCUGAGCUCUUUACCAACCGUAAGGAGAACAUUCCUCUCAAGUUUUCUGAAGACUGUCUUUACCUCAAUAUUUACACUCCUGCUGACUUGGCCAAGAAAAGCAGACUGCCGGUGAUGGUGUGGAUCCACGGAGGGGGGCUGUUUUUGGGCGGUGCAUCAACCUAUGAUGGGCUGCCCCUCGCUGCCCAUGAAAACGUGGUGGUGGUGACGAUUCAGUACCGUCUGGGUAUCUGGGGAUUCUUCAGCACAGGGGAUGAACACAGCAGAGGGAACUGGGGUCACCUGGACCAGCUGGCUGCCCUGCGUUGGGUCCAGGACAACAUUGCCAGCUUUGGCGGGAACCCAGGCUCUGUGACCAUCUUUGGAGAGUCAGCGGGAGGAGAAAGUGUCUCUGUUCUUGUUUUCUCUCCAUUGGCCAAGAACCUCUUCCACCAGGCCAUUUCUGAAAGUGGUGUGGCCUUGACUGCUGCUCUGGUGGAGAAAGGCGACAUCAAGCCCCUGGCUGAGGUAGGUCUCCCACUGGAUGUCCCCACACUUUUGGCUCUGUCACUCUUCUUCACAGGGGUCACUCUUGCCGUGGUCACUCUUGCUGAUGUUUUCCUAGAAUCACUGAAGUGCUAAAGGCUGAGCAGGAAGGGCAAGGAGACACCUUGACCAGCCGCCCGGUUUCACAACCAGGCAAACUGACACAGGGCUUGGAAGGGAUUUCCCAAGGGCAGCAGAUGAUCAGGGCAGAGCUGGGACUCCAGCUCAUGGCCCUAGACAGCAAGCAAGUGCCCUGUCUGUGACCACACUCCUCCUAUGCACCGGGGCCAGGUGCCACGUCAGCAGUGGGCAGCGGGCUGAGAUGAUGUCUUGUGUCUCUCAGGGUCUGAGUUCUGUGGACCCACUUGUGGGAUGUAGGCCUGGAGCAGUUUCACACUGAGCACCUUAUAACCAGAGUUGGUCCCAGGAGAAUUCACUUAUUGAUUUAUUUGUUCAUCCAACAAAACUAAGUGAAUAAGUGAAGGCAAAAGCAAGAGGUAGGCAGAGGUCAUUCUUUGGCUCAAAGCCAGAUGUCCAUGUGGAGGGGACACAGACACUACAUGGUUCUACGUGGCUCUGCAUUCUAGCCAGACACCUAGCACCUCCCCAAGCUUCC